GAAAUAUCAAAUGGUUCCAAGACAGUUUAAAACGGAGCGUUGUACCAUACUCAGAGAAGACUCUCUGAAACUGAAAAACCAAAAUCGGUGAUAACGAAACUUGGAUAUCUCAUGUUGUGUGUGUUGCGCUGAACUAACACUGAAGUGUUGUUCUUUCUGUUCGGAGCAAUGUUGCUGAAGCUGCAGCUAUUGUACACCCAUACACCUCUCCUCUCAAACGCAAACGCGGUUCUUCUGUCAGAGAAGCCCGAGCAAGUUACCCCCACAAGCAGAAAACAUAGACUCCCUCUUCAUAACGGAACCGGCACGGUUAAGCCAGAGACCAACUUAAAGAAAUGCGGUCCAGUGCAGAAUUCGGAAGAGGGUGUUCCCAGAAAGAGAAAACCGGAGAAGUCGCACACCAAGUGUUCGACGAAACGCGUCUCUUACGGUGGAUGCAUUCCCGCGAUUUUAGAAGCGUUGGAUGCGGUUCUCGACGUGGAUGAGGCCCUUGGGCCGUGGGAAGACAGGAUUAAUAACAAGGAGAGGAGCAUUAUUUUGAAGGAGCAGUUGAGGUGGGAUAGAGCUUUGGAGAUUUUUGAGUGGUUUAAGAAGAAAGGUCACGAAUUGAACGUGAUUCAUUAUAACAUCACGCUGAGGAGCCUCGGGAGGGCACGCCAGUGGAGACGCGUGGAGAGUUUGUGGAAUGAGAUGAAUGCCAGAAGCAUUGCUGCCACCAGUUCUACUUAUGGAACUUUGAUCGAUGUUUAUAGCAAAGGAGGGCGCAGGGAAGAGGCGCUCUUUUGGCUUGACAUGAUGUUGGAAAAUGGGGUGGAGCCUGAUGAGGUCACUAUGGUGAUUGUUGUUCAGUUAUAUAAGAAAGCAGGAGAGUUUCAGAAAGCCGAGGAGUUUUUCAAAAAGUGGUCUUCGGGUAAACCUUUGAGGAGCAAAAGCAAACCUUUGAGAAUCAAUGAUGAAGGGGUGGAUACUCGGGAAUUGGAUGAAAGGGUGGCGUGUGCUGAUGUUUCAUUCAGCUCGCAUACUUAUAAUACCUUGAUUGAUACGUACGGAAAGGCUGGUCAACUUAAAGAGGCAUCCGAGACUUUAAUGGAGAUGCUUAAACGAGGUGUGGCACCCACUACAGUGACGUUCAAUACGAUGAUUCAUAUUUGUGGAAACCAUGGACAACUAGAGGAAGUGAGUUUGCUUGUCCAGAAGAUGGAAGAGCUGCGAUGCUCGCCUAACACAAGAACGUAUAACAUUCUUAUCUCUCUUUAUGCUAAGCAUAAUGAUAUAGGUAGGGCAACAAAGUAUUUUGAAGCAAUGAAGGAAGCCUGCCUCGUGCCUGAUCUUGUGAGUUACCGUACUCUCUUGUAUGCAUACUCCUUAAGGAAAAUGGUUCAUGAAGCAGAAGAGCUUGUAAGAGAGAUGGAUGACCGGGGUCUUGAAGUUGACCAAUAUACCCAGUCUGCGUUGACUAGGAUGUACAUAGAAGCAGGAAUGCUCGACAGGUCCUUGUUAUGGUUUCUGAGGUUUCAUCUAACUGGAAAUAUGACAUCUGAGUCCUAUGCUUCCAACAUUGAUGCAUAUGGGGAACGUGGGCAUACUUUGGAAGCUGAGAAAGUCUUCAUUUUGUGCCAAGAACGGAAAAAUCUCAGUGUCCUUGAGUUCAAUGUGAUGAUUAAAGCUUAUGGCGUGGGGAAAUGCUAUGAGAAGGCAUGCCAAUUGUUUGAUAGUAUGGAAAAACAUGGCGUAGUUGCAGAUAGAUGCAGCUAUACUUCUCUCAUACAAAUUUUGGCCAGUGCUGACCAGCCAUAUGUUGCCAAAACUUAUCUGAAAAAAAUGCAGGAGGCAGGGCUAGUAAGUGAUUGCAUCCCAUACUGUGCAGUGAUUUCUAGCUUUGCAAAAUUAGGCCUGUUGGAAAUCGUUGAAGAUUUAUACAAGGAAAUGAUUAACCAUGAUGUGCAGCCUGAUGUUAUAGUUUACGGCGUAUUGAUCAAUGUUUUCUCUGACGUUGGAAGGGUUAAAGAAGCCAUCAGUUAUGUUGAUGAAAUGAACAAAGCUGGCUUGCCAGGGAAUACAGUUAUAUAUAAUUCUUUGAUCAAAUUGUAUGCAAAAGUUGACAACCUGGAAAAGGCAGAAGAAGCAUACAAGUUGCUUCAAUUAUCAGAAGAAGCUCCUACUGUAUAUUCUUCAAACAGUAUGAUUGCUCUUUAUGUUAAGCGGUCAAUGGUUGACCAAGCAAAAGAGAUAUAUGAGACAUUAAAGAAAAAUGGAGCUGCAAAUGAAUUUACGUUUGCGAUGAUGCUGUGUUUGUACAAGAAAAUGGAGAUUUAUGAUGAAGCCAUUCAAAUUGCAAAGCAGAUAAGAAAAUUGGGACACUUGACAGAUUUAAGUUAUAACAAUGUGCUUAACCUAUAUGCUAUUGCUGGCAGACCCAAGGAAGCAAUGGAGACUUUUAGGGAAAUGUUAAGUGCUUCCAUUCCUAUUGAUAACUUUAGCUUUAAAUCGCUUGGAAAUCUUUUGCUGAGAUAUGGAGUAUCAAGGCAGGCUGUUGGCAAAUUAGAAGUGUUAGUGAAAAAGGAUGCUUCCAACGGUUUGCUGGCAUGGAUGUCUGCACUCGCAAGUGUUCUUGAAGUAGAUGAUUAUGAUCACGACUAGAUAUAUCCUGUGCAACUUAUACCUUACUUAUUUAAGUAUACAGAGCUCAGUUGAUUGCUUAAAGGAGACGAGAAUUGAACCAGGUUGAUAAGUUGCACCCAGUCUUUCACCAAUUCAAAUUUCCUUACGACUCUGGAUGGAGGUAUGAAGAUCACCUUGUACCUUUUGCCAAAUACAGACCAAGAAAUGCUUUAGUCCGAGGCUUCGAACCAAUGACAGCCAGAACGAAUCCAAGAAAAUCCUUAAAUUUGGAUGGACCGUCGUAUACUCAAGUGUAAAUUGUAGAAAAAAUAGUGCACUUCAAAAAACCCUCGUAUAAAUUAUGUGAGUAAAUCCCUUUGUCAGAGUGAUAGGGAAGAUUCCUCAACUUCUUUUAUUUUUACUAUGUUCCGCUAUCACUUGAUGAAAAUCACGUUCUUUCUUGGAAAAAUAUGCGCCUCUUGCAAGGUUUGAGUUGUCGAAAUAGAGAUGGAGAGUAUUUUUAAGCGUUAUUGUACUUGUUAUAUUUAGUAAAUCAAUAAUUUCUCAGUAGACUUUUGAUCUUGAAGGACAUGUUCAACCUACGUCAAUGGUAAUUGGCAAUUCAUUGUUUUGAUAUCGUACUACCACCAUUUCAUUAAGAAAAUAAGAUUAAUAAAAAAUACUCUUUGAAAUGGAAAAUCACACUACUACCACCCUUU
Messenger RNA from Vigna radiata var. radiata (mung bean), 3320 nucleotides. RefSeq names its product pentatricopeptide repeat-containing protein At3g23020. The transcript has a single exon. Gene Ontology annotation, biological process: intracellular protein transport; vesicle-mediated transport. Gene Ontology annotation, molecular function: protein binding. NCBI's taxonomy places the organism in Eukaryota, Viridiplantae, Streptophyta, Magnoliopsida, Fabales, Fabaceae. The record is from RefSeq and is a predicted model, not a curated record. Bases 169 to 2640 code for a protein of 823 amino acids.